UAUAUAUAAAGCAAACUAAGAAUACUCUUGUUUACUUUUUGUAGAAAAGGGGCUAACCUAAAUAUACCCAAAAAAAAGAAGUUAAAAGCUUUGGAAAAAGAUGUCAGGGGCACAAGGUGCACAACCAAAGGAAUCAUUUACAGCAACAACAUAUGAAUCAAUUGUGAAAGAGGAGAAUAGACCAAGAAUGGAUAUUCAUUCUCGUGAAGAUGAAAAAGGGAUUCAAAUUGAUAAGAUUCAAGAUAAAGUAGAUGAUGCUGCUGGAAAAGGUGGUCCUGUUUUCGGAGCCGGUACAGACGACCCCGAUAACAAGGAUUUGGGAGUUACAGGCACCGGAGAGUAAAAACUGCUUAUUACAACUACUACUGUGUUUGUAAAUAGUUUUUUAUUCUUUAGGGUUCUUUGUUUCUAGUUUUCUUGUUUAGUUUGUAACUUGUUAUGUCUCUUUCACGGGUUUUAAUGUUUUUAUUCAAUAAUUAAGAGCCACAAGUUAAAUUAGUUGUGAAACA
Messenger RNA from Solanum pennellii, 509 nucleotides. RefSeq lists its product as uncharacterized. Lineage: Eukaryota; Viridiplantae; Streptophyta; Magnoliopsida; Solanales; Solanaceae. The transcript has a single exon. The coding region runs from base 101 to 343 and encodes 80 amino acids. The record is from RefSeq and is a predicted model, not a curated record.